Molecule: messenger RNA, 2533 nt
Organism: Vanrija pseudolonga
Lineage: Eukaryota; Fungi; Basidiomycota; Tremellomycetes; Trichosporonales; Trichosporonaceae
Gene: BIO3-BIO1
Product: Bifunctional dethiobiotin synthetase/7,8-diamino-pelargonic acid aminotransferase, mitochondrial
Exons: 7
Coding region: 53-2533 (826 amino acids)
Biological process (GO): biotin biosynthetic process
Cellular component (GO): mitochondrion
Molecular function (GO): dethiobiotin synthase activity; S-adenosyl-L-methionine:8-amino-7-oxononanoate transaminase activity; pyridoxal phosphate binding
Source: RefSeq, a predicted model, not a curated record
CGCUUCUUGUUCCCUUCUGACAGAGCUCUCGGCGCGACACACGGUACUCACCAUGCCGCUCCUGUUCCCAAACCUCCGGGUACACCAGGUGUUUGGAGCCAACACGGAUGUCGGCAAGACGCUGCUCACGACGGCGCUCAUACGCUCCAGCGCGUCGCGGUACACCGGCAACGACAAGCGCAUCUUCUACCUCAAGCCCGUGAGCACUGGACCCGACUCGGAGUCGGACGUCGCCUUUGUCGAGAGACAUACGCGCCCGCACGCCGACCGUAUCGCCACGCGCAACCUCUUCCAGUACCGCGAGCCCAUGAGCCCGCACCUCGCAGCCCAGCUCGCCCCUGAUCUCCCGUUCCCCAAGAGCAAUGACGAGCUGGUUCGGGGCGUCGAGCGGUAUGUUACGGAGGUCGCGGGCAGUCUCGCCGGCAAGGACGGCCACGUCUUUGUGGAGACGGCCGGAGGUGUCCACUCGCCCGCGCUGCACCCACCACACACCCAGUCGACCUUCCUUCGCCCACUCCGCCUCCCUGCCGUGCUUAUCGCCUCACCACACCUCGGUGGCAUCUCGACCACGCUCGCGUCGUACGAGUCGCUCUCAAUACGCGGGUACGACAUCAACGCGGUCCUGUGCCUCCACGACCCGUACUACCGCAACGACACCUUCCUGCGCGACUACUUCCAGGAGCGGGGCGUCGGGUUCUGGAACGUGCGCAGGCCACCAGAGAAGCAGGGCACUGUCGAGGAGGACGCCGUGCGCCUCGCACAGUGGUAUGCCGAGGUGGAGGGGCUCGGCGGCGAGCAGGAGGGCGAGGGCGGCGUCGGCGGCGCGGUCGACUGGCUCGACAGGAAACACGUCGAGCGUAUCGACGAGAUCCGGAGCAUGCCGAGGCGUACCCUCGACCAGGUGUGGUGGCCGUUCACGCAGCACGGCUUGGUCAACAAGGAGCAGCAGGUCAUGGUCAUCGACUCGGCGCACGGCGACUACUUUGACGCGUACUACGCCAAGCCGAAGGGCGAGGCGGCCCCCGCCAAGGAGAGCAUCCUGGAGCCAUUCUUUGACGGCGCAGCCAGCUGGUUCACCCAAUCGCACGGACACGCGACUGAGGAGCUCACCCUCGCUGCGGCCGAAGCAGCAGGGCGGUACGGCCAUGUCCUCUUCCCCUCCGGAAGCCACAAGCCGGCGCUCGAGCUCGCCGAGAAGCUGCUCUCCACCGUCGGCAAGGGCUGGGCGUCGCGCGUCUUCUACUCGGACAACGGGAGCACAGGCAUGGAGGUCGCGCUGAAGGCUGCCCUCCGCGCCAGCGGCAAGCGGUACGGGUGGCAGGGCGAGAUCGGCGGGGACGUGGGGGUCAUUGGCCUGCGGGGCGGAUACCACGGCGACACCAUUGGCGCGAUGGACGCGACCGAGGCCUCCACGUUCAACAAGGCUGUGGACUGGUACAAGGGCCGCGGGCACUGGUUCUCUCCGCCUGCGGUGCUGGUCGAGGACGGCGCCGCGACCGUCUCGACGACUGGGCCAGACGCGUGGCCCGCCCUUCCUGGCUCCAAGACGACGCCGGACGGCUGGGCCGUGUCCUUUGGCUCCGUGGCGGACGUGUACGACUUCAAGACGCGCGCCACUUCCCCCUUGGCAGACUACUACCGCGCGCAUAUCCGCUCGACGCUUGCCGACCUGACGGCGCAAGGCCGCCAGUUCGGCGCGCUCGUCAUCGAGCCGACGUGUCUCGGCGCAGGCGGCAUGGUGUUCGUCGACCCGCUCUUCCAGCUAUGCAUGGUCGAGGUGGCGCGCGCCAGCGCAGACCUGUUCGCUGGGAAGCGCGACGACGCGACGUACGCCGCUGAGCUCGCUGCCCCGCGCGACGCGAACGAGUGGCGCGGCCUGCCCAUCAUCUUUGACGAGGUCUUCUCCGGCCUCUACAGGUUCGGAUACCACAACGCGUCGAGCGUGAUGGGCACGACGCCCGACAUCUCAUGCUACGCCAAGAUCCUGACGGGCGGCCUGCUCCCGCUGUCCGCGACCGUCGCCUCGUCGUCCAUCUUCAACGCGUUCCUCUCCGACCGCAAGGUCGACGCCCUGCUGCAUGGUCACUCGUACACUGCCAACCCGAUGGGCUGUGCGGUUGCGCUGCGCGCGCUCAAGAUGAUCGAGGACAACGACGCGGCCGACACGUGGGCCGAGCCCAAGGCCGACUGGGGGGUUAGCACCAAGGACGAGAGCGCGCGCUGGAGCCUCUGGCGCCGCAAGUUUGUUGAUGAGCUCUCCCGCCUGCCCCAGGUCAAGGGCGCCAUGGCGAUGGGCACCGUGCUCGCCGUCGACCUGCACGACCCCGACGCAGACUACGGCUCGCUCGUCGGCCAGGCCUUCCUCGACCGCCUCCGCGCGCACCCCGUCGUCGACCCCACUGGCUCGGCGCCGCCCUUCCGCAUCCACUCGCGCCCGCUCGGCAACGUCGCGUACAUCAUGACGUCGCUGUGGACCAAGAGCGAUACGGUGCGGGCAAUGGAGGAGGUUAUCCUGGACGAGUUGCAGAAGUAG